AUGCUUGGGGACGCCGACCUCAAAGCCCUCGGUGGGAACCUCAAGUCUGUCGAGGACGAGAGCCAGAAACACCACGAUGACCUGCAGAAGCUUCUUGGCCAGUUCCAGUUCCUCCUCGACAGCUACAACCGCCUGAAGAGUGACUACGAGGAGGAGAAAGAGGGCCGAGAGAGAUACAAGAGACUGGCCAAAACUCAGGAGCGGAAUCCGUUUGUACUUGUUCUUGUCGACGGCGAUGGCUAUCUGUUCAAGGACUACCUCAUCAAAUCCGGCCAUCAAGGCGGAGUGAAAGCGGCGCAACUACUCAACGAGUCUAUAAAAGACCUUGUCCACGAGCGACUGGGAACCCAGGCGGAUGAAUGUCGGAUUAUGGUGCGCAUAUACUCCAACAUCUUGGGGCUGUCAAAGUCUUUGGGCCGUGUUGGUCUUAUCGGAAAAGAAGCACGGUCCUUUUCGAUUUUUGCAGCGGGCUUCACUGCUGCCCAGGACUUGUUUGACUAUGUGGAUGCCGGGGACAAGAAGGAAGGGGCCGACUAUAAAAUCCGAGAAAUGUUUCGUUUGUUUGCGGAUAACAACCAGUGCAAGCACAUCUUUUUUGCAGGAUGCCACGAUACUGGCUAUCUGUCCUUGCUGACUCCGUACCGCGGCAAGACUGACCGCAUCACCUUGAUCAAGGCUGCCUCAUUCCACUAUGAUUUUAGCAGCCUUGAAUUCGCUGUCCGAGAGCUUCCCUCUGUGUUCAUGUCGACGCAGGUUGGCACACGCCAUAUCCCAUCUCCUACUGUCCCGCCGGGUGCUAAGAUCUGCACCCAUUAUCAAAAGGGAAUCUGCAAAUACGGAAACCAGUGUACCAAAGUACACACAGGGCUAGGUCAACAGUUAUCGAAAUCAGUGGAUAACACCUCGCCCGGAAUAUCAUCUUACUAUACUAAGGAGCCCAGGUUCGCCACCCGGGACGUGGAAUUCUACAGCAAAAAGCUUCCCUAUAUGGAUACUAGGUCGCUGCAGUUUAUUGCAGUGAAUAAGGACGGAGAGCGUAUUGAUACCUAUGUGCCCAUACCGUCGCAGGAGAGCCGGGAUACAUAUGCACGACUUUCCAAACCAUCCAGGCCGUGCAACUACUAUCACCUCGCGGGGAGUUGCGACACCGAGAAUUGCGAAUAUGGCCACACUCCGCUUGAUUCCGACUCACUUAGUGUGAUGAAGUAUAUCUUGCGGCAGAAUGCUUGCCCGAAAGGCGCUCACUGUCGAUCUCUAAAGUGCUAUCUUGGCCAUAUCUGCCAAAAAGAUGGCUGCAGGGGUACUAAACCUUGCAAAUUCAAGCCCUAUGCCCACACUCUAGAUCUUGUGGUGGCGUUGUGGGCUGACCCGAUUGAACGACUUCCUGAAGACUCGCCAACGAGCGAGGCAUCAGCAAAUACACACUCCAUGGAUGACUCGGGGUCUGUCGAUGGGGUUGAAAUAGCGAUGACCCUUUAA
Molecule: messenger RNA, 1479 nt
Organism: Aspergillus puulaauensis
Lineage: Eukaryota; Fungi; Ascomycota; Eurotiomycetes; Eurotiales; Aspergillaceae
Exons: 5
Coding region: 1-1479 (492 amino acids)
Molecular function (GO): metal ion binding
Source: RefSeq, a predicted model, not a curated record